AUGUACAAAAUCCACCUCCCGGCGAUCCACGGUCGCUUGUGCAUCAGAUCCUCCGAGGGGUGGCUGAUCACCGUCGACGAGCAGUCAGAGCUGCACGCUCUCAAUUUGUUCACCAGGGCAUCCUUGGCCCUCCCAUCCGUCGCCACAUUCUUCGAUGUCGCCGGUGUCGUCCGUGACUCCGACGACCGCAUCACCGACUAUGUCAUCGGCUAUGAUAACCUGGGGGAGGUGCCGCAUGAAGUGGAGCACAUGCGCGUGUACUACUAUUUGAAGGCAAUCCUCGAUCCCUCCUCUACAGCCGUGGCGGUCAUCCAUGGAGAAUUCAACGAUCUGUCAUUCGCGCACGCUGGGGACGAGUCAUGGACUGCGCUCCAACCACCACUUCCGCAGAUCUUCUGUGACAUCAUCUUUCGCAAGGGGCUGCUCCACGCUAUGGCCAUCAGCGGGGCACUCCAGGGCUGUUGCUUCAAUCAAAAGUACCUGGUGGGGUCACCGGACUGUAAGGAUCUGUUCCAGGUGUGGAGGGACUCGCGGUGGUUACCGAUGGACGGGAAUGGCUGGAGGGAGUCCAUCCUUCCCGGUGAUGCGAGGAUGACUGUAGCAUUCACCAUCUUCAAGCUCGACGAGAGAAGGAACGAGUGGUCCGAGGUCAAAGACCUGGGUGAUCUCGCCCUGUUCCUCGGGCAUAACCACUCGAUGGCACUGUCCACAUGCAAAUUCCCCGAGCUUACGAGCAGCAGCAUCUAUUUCACCGGUGGCUACAGAGAUGGGUACGAAAUGGAUCAGCGAGUCAUCCGUGAUAUCGGAGUGUUCAAUUUGACAGAUGAAAGUUUCCAGCCCUAUGAUUUUCACUCGAUCGAUUCUGAGUGGAAUUGGCCGCCACAGAUCUGGUUCACGCCUGCUCCUUUCUCAAGCAAGCCAUGA
Molecule: messenger RNA, 924 nt
Organism: Elaeis guineensis (African oil palm)
Lineage: Eukaryota; Viridiplantae; Streptophyta; Magnoliopsida; Arecales; Arecaceae
Source: RefSeq, a predicted model, not a curated record